This is a messenger RNA of Trachymyrmex cornetzi, 3184 nucleotides long. RefSeq names its product La related protein 7 (gene Larp7). Gene Ontology annotation, molecular function: RNA binding. Gene Ontology annotation, cellular component: nucleus; ribonucleoprotein complex. Bases 207 to 2708 code for a protein of 833 amino acids. The record is from RefSeq and is a predicted model, not a curated record. The transcript is spliced from 6 exons. Gene Ontology annotation, biological process: RNA processing. Lineage: Eukaryota; Metazoa; Arthropoda; Insecta; Hymenoptera; Formicidae.
AGAACUAUUCUAGAACGAGAACGUGAUUGUAUGUGUUCUGGAAGCGUGGUACUUCGAUUUCUGUAAGUGAAACUGGCAAUUCAUUGGCCAAAAGAAGAAGAUUGUAUGCGUUUCUUAACGAGGUUUCGUGAUCUAACUUGCAUUGUAAACAAUUGUACGUGAACACUGUAUUUUGCUAGGAAGGUGUAUGUUCUUUUGAGAAUACAAUGGUGAUGGAGGAAUCAGAUAUGGAAUUAGCUUCGGAAAGUAUACCGGUUCCUCAGAUACAGGAGCCAGUAGUUGAUACAGUUAAACGUAACAACAAGCCGGGCGUUUCGCGUGGUAAACCAAGGCUGAGAAAGAAAGCGUUGCAUGCCUCGAUACUUAAGCAAAUGGAGUUUUAUUUCAGUGACGCUAACUUGAACAAGGAUCGUUAUUUGUCAGGACUUUUGAAAGAAAAUCCUUAUGUGGGCCUUGAAGUAUUCACAAGAUUUAAUAAGUUGCGCGAGCUGACCACAGACACAAACAGGAUAGCUAAGGCUCUACAGGGAUCGACUAUGUUGAAGGUAUCAGAGGAUGGUACAAAGGUCUGUCGAUUAACACCAAUUCAGAAGAAAGAAGAUAUUGAUCAGUGUACGAUUUAUGUACAAAAUUUACCUCCAGAUGCAGAUCACGACUGGUUGAUAUCUAUUUUUUCUAAAUACGGAUCAGUAGAAUAUGUCUCGAUUCCACGUUACAGAAUCAACAGAAAAAUAAAAGGGUUUGCAUUUGUGGAAUUUGAUAAGCCUAGCAGCGCUGAAGAAUGUAUUAAGACAUUCCGGAAAAAGAAAGGUGUUUUGCCAUCAUAUAUAUCUCCCAAUGAGUUAUUAAGUAUAACGACAUUUGAUGAACCUAAUAAAGAUGCAGUAGUUGAAGUAAUAAAUUCAAAAACUAAGAUAAAAUUGAAAGAUAAUGAAAAUGAAAAGACAUUUAAUGAAGAAGUGGGAAAUAUUAGCCGUAAAGGACUCCGUUUGAAGAGACUGACGACAGAAGAAGAAGAAACUGAGACUAAAGAUAAUAUGUGUGAAAUGGAUACAGAGGAUAAUAUUAGCAAACAAAAUUCUAAAAAAAGAAAAUCUUUGGAAAAAUCUGUUAUGGACGAAAGCGAUGUUAAAAUUAAGAAAAAGAAAAAGGAAGCUGCUGACCAAAAUAUAACAGAUCAAGAUGAAGAAAAGAAAAUAUCAAAAUCUGAAUCUGAAGACAAGAAUAAUACUCUUGAUAAUGAAACAGAUGCGACAGAUAACAAUGGCAAACAAAAAUUUAAAAAAAGAAAAUAUUCUUCGGAAAAAUUGUUUGUUCCAGAUGAAAGUCAAGAAAAAGAUAUUAAAGUCAAGAAAAAGAAAAAAGCCACAGAUCAAAAUAUAACAUAUCAACAGAAUGAAAAAGAAAAAGUAUUAAAAGAAGAAUCUAAAGAUAAGGAUAAUACUUGUGACAAUGAUGUAGCAUAUAAUAAUGAUAGACAAAGUUCAAAGAAAGAAAUAUAUGCACUGGAAAAAUCGCUUGUUGCAGAUGAAAGUGAUGUUAAAGUAAAAAAAAGGAGAAAAACUGUAGAUCGAAGUACAAUAAAUCAACAAGACGAGAAAGAAAUGGUGCCAAAAGAAGAAUCUGAAGAUAAGACUAAUGUCUACGAUGAUGAAACAGAUACAGCAGGUAAUAAUGGUCGACAAAGCCUUAAGAAAAGGAAACUUGUUCCAGAAAAGUCAUAUAUUAAAGACGAAAGAAACAGCAAAGUCACUGGAAAUAGUAUAGAAAAAGAGAUUCCGAAUAAAAAUCGCAAUAAAGUUACAGAAAAAAAGAAGAGAAGACUUACAAUAAAUGAUAUAAUCACUAUAGAAGAUAAUGGUGGAGAAGCAGUAAAAAAGGAAUGUCAAAAAUCCGCGAUAAAUUCAAAUAAAAAUGAAACAACAGAAUUGGAAUAUUCACAUGAAGCCGAUGACAACGACGAGGCAAGUGCUCUAUUACAAAUUGAAAAACAUUCCACAAGCGAUUUCGGCGCAAGAAAUAGCGAUAUCGAGGAAACUAGUGAUGAAAGAAAGAAGAAAAAGAAUAGGAAAAAGAGAAGUAAAAUUCAGGACAAUGAUAUUUGUAGUAAAAUAGGAUUGCAAAUAAUGGCAAAAUCAGAUUGGAAGCGUCUUAGAAAUAGAUAUUUAGAUUUGCAACGAUAUAAAAUGAAACAGCUAAAAGUGCAUUUGAGAAAAGCUGAGGUGGAACGAGACGGAAUUAUAAAAAAUGGAUACCACGACAAAACUGGUCAGACUAAUACAUUGCAUAAUAAAUUAAAACAUGAAAACGAUAAUGAAACACUUGAAGAAAAGUCUUGUGGACGCGUUAAUUAUGCGCCAGGAAUUAUAGUAAAAAUUGAAAUGGAUGAGCCUUGCACAGAUACACAAAGUUUCAAGAUGGAGUUAAAAGACAACAAUUCUAUAAAAUAUGUAGAUGUAAUAGCUGAUUCUUGUGAAGCCUAUAUAAGAUGCGAUACAGCAGAAGCUGCGCAAACAUUUGCACAGCAGAGUUACGAAGGAAGACAUUUAACUAUUUUAGAAGGUGAUGAAGAGAAAUUAUAUUGGGACAAGAUAGCGGAAGAUAGGAUGGAAAAGUUGAGUAAAAAGAAAAGAGUCAAGCAAAGGGGGCGUGAUAAAUUGCUCAAACGAGCAGAGAAAGAACUUGGGAAAUGUAUAAAGUUUGAUUAAGAUUAGCUUAUGGUAUUAUUCAACUUUUUAUAAUUCAGUUAAGCUUAAUCAAGUAUAUGUACACAUACGUCCCAACUGCAUACAUCCCAGUUGAACUCAUCCACUCACUUCGGCCGAUGUAACUUCUCCAGUGUAUCACCAAUGAGAAUAUUAUUUUGCUUUAGUCAGUUAACGAUGUGUUCGAUAGAGAUGCUUGCUAUAGUACGAGAACAAUUUGAAAACUUUGCGAUCUAAUUCAUAAGGGUGCUGGUACACAUCAUUUUGUGAUGUGAUAAAACAAGCGUUAAUCCGUUCACAUACGCUUUAUGCUUGUGAAUCUAUAGGUUUGUCCGCGUUACUCGCAGUCUACAUAUUAAGCUUCUUUGCUUUCUCUUUCUAACAUUUGAAUGUCAUAGAUCUUAUAUAAGAUCGAUACCACCAACAAGAUACUAUUAAAGACUGACGUCCUUACGGGAGUUCACAUCCUUGUUAGUAUU